AAUCUUUAUGUUGUUUAUAUUUAUGUUUUAGGUUCAAUAAAAUAUUAAAUAAAGUUCAAGAAAAAAACUUCUUGAAUGUAAUGUACCAAAAUCUACCUAUGCCUAAGAAUGAAGUAAUAUAAAACAAAAUUUCUUAUUGGUGUGAAAACUAUGGAGAAUGAUUUGCACGUUGUAGUUAAGAAAGCAAAAGCAGUGUUCAAAGAUCCAGGAAAAGUGAAAACAUUUUUAAUCCUUCAGAUAGAUAAGACCAUUAUAAAAACUCCUGUUGUUGUUGGCUCAUAUCCAACAUGGCAUCAAGUAUUUACAUUUAAAGUAUGUGGACCCAACAAGCAUCUUGUUAUAAAGUUUAUGAAAGAUGGACUUAUAUUUCAAGAUUUAUGUGGCUUUGUUAUUAUUCCACUUGUGGAUGUUCAUUUUUCAGAUAAAGAAGGACCAGGCACUUGGAUUCCAUUAUAUAUUGAGCAAAAUAACAAAAACAUACAGACUGAUUAUAAGCUUCUUAUUGAUAUGCGAUAUGCUCUCCCCCAAGGUUUGAAACCAGAAGAGGCUCAAGCAUUAUCUCAGAAACUUGCUGUUUUAAACAAUAUACUUGAUCAAGAAGUUAAAAUUAUAGCUGAGCAACACCGUCGUCACAUAAGCAGCAGUGUCACUAAACUAUCUUCAUUAGAAAAUUCUUUUGAUUCAUCAGAACAUCCUAAGAUCAAUGGAUCAAAAAGCACUGAAUCUUUAAACACAAAGUCUGAUUUUGAAAAGUCCAAAACAUCUCUGGGUGAUGAUGAUAUAUUUAUUUCACCAAACACUGAAGGAGGAGAAAUAACAGAUGAAGACCGAAAAAUCAUUUUCAAUCAAUUGAGACAGUUGAAAAAUGAAAGUCAAAAUGAUAGCGAGAAACAGGCAAGUGCGCAUAACAGUGAUUCAGAAGCUGACAAAGACAUGAAACUUGAUGCAAAGCGAAAAUUCAAAAAGCUUCAAAAAUCAAAUCCAGCUCGUCGUAAUUGGCAAAAAGCUUUAGAUGAUAUUAGAGAAGCUCGUCAAAGUGGAAUACAUUCAAAUAUUAAUGACAUUACAGAAGAGCAUUCAGCGCGGGAAAGAGUUAAAAGCAUAUUACAAGAACCUGUCAUAUUGCGUGAAAGAUCUAGGUCAGCAGGUGAUAAAAAUAUAUUUGGAUGUACUCCAGAAGAAGAAGAAGAAAAGGAAGAUGGUGGAAUGGAUAAUUCACCUAAACCACAGCAGGAUGAUUUUAAAUUUGGGAGGAAAAUUAAUAGAAGAUUUGGUAUUCGCCAUUCACCUCGCAGUAGUGUGAGGAGACAGUCUGAUCAAUUUUUCAACAUUGAUUUUUCUUCUGAGAUUAAAACAAGAAGAAAUUCAAUAUUCGGACAAGCCCUAACCAACAUUAUGCAACGCAAAUCCCAAGCUAAUUUUGCUUCUCCUUCUGUCAAUGAUGAUGAGCUGAAAAUUCAUGUUUACAAAAAAACACUACAGGCUUUGAUAUACCCAAUAUCAAGUACAACUCCUCAUACAUUUGAAAAAUUUUCAGCUCAGCAUCCAGUUUAUUGUUAUGAGUGCGAAAAUUUUUUAUGGGGACUUGCAAGACAAGGGUUUAAGUGCUCAGAAUGUGGUGUGAAGUGUCACGAAAAAUGUAGAGAUUUGUUGAAUGCAGAUUGUCUUCAGAGAGCUGUUGAAAAGUCAUCAAAACACGGUGAUGAAACCAUUGCUAAAGCUAAGCUUUCUCAUAUUCGAGAUAAAAUGGAACGAAGGUGUAUAGAAAAGCAUGAUAUAUUUGAAAUGAUAAGAGACAUGUUUAUGAUAUCAGAGCAAGAUGAUGUUAAGUAUACAGAUGCAGUAAAGCAAAAUAUAUUGGAUGGAUCAUCAAAGUGGUUUGCAAAAAUAUCUGUUACAGUUCACAGUGCACAAAAUCUCAUAGCAAAAGAUAAAGCAGGUACAAGCGAUCCUUACGUUACUGUUCAAAUAGGAAAAACUAAAAAAAGAACAACUACUAAACCAUAUAACCUGAAUCCAGUGUGGGAUGAAAGUUUUACAUUUGACUGCCAUAAUUCUUCAGAUCGAAUAAAAGUUCGUGUUUGGGAUGAAGAUUAUGAUUUGAAGGCAAGAGUGCGGCAGAAGUUUACACGAGAACCUGAUGAGUUCUUAGGUCAAACCAUUAUUGAAGUUCGAACUCUAAGUGGAGAAAUGGAUGUGUGGUAUAAUCUUGGAAAGCGAACUGAUAGAUCAGCGGUAUCAGGUGCCAUAAGACUAAAAAUUAGCAUAGAAAUUGAAGGAGAAGAAAAAUUAGUCCCAUACCACAAGCAGUAUACUUGCCUUCAUGAGAUCUUGUUUCAAUAUCUGUAUGAAAAAAAUGGAAAUGAAGUGAUAAUACCUAAGUCAUCUGGCGAUGAUGCUUGGAAAGUAUAUUUUACUGAACCAGCUUUAGAAAUAGUGAAUGAGUUUGCAAUCAGAUAUGGAGUUGAAAUAAUUUAUCAAGCAAUGACACAUUUUUCAUGCCUUGCUGCGCAUUAUAAUGAGCCUGGAGUUCCUGCAAUGAUGAGUACAUUACUGGCUAACAUUAAUGCUUUUUAUGCACAUACUACUGCAACUUCUGCUUCUUCUGCAAAAAAUAGAUUUUCAAAUUCAAAUUUUGGUAAAGCUCGCUUUGAGAAAAUUUUAAAUCAGCUUCACAAUCAAUUGAGGAUUGACUUGUGCAAUUAUAGAACACUUUUUCCUGCAUCAAAUGAAGUUCGACUUUCAGAUUUAAAAUCAACUGUAGACUUACUUACAAGCAUAACUUUCUUCCGGAUGAAGGUUCAAGAAUAUAAUGCACCUCCUCGAGCAGCUCAUGUUGUCACAGAGUGUGUGAAGAACUGCAUUGAGUCAAACUACAAGUUUAUUUAUUCUAACUGCCAUGUACUUAGUGCUGAUACAGAUAAACAGAAUGAAGAUAAUACUGGUACCCAAACUAUAGAGUUUUGGGUUAAAUUAAUUCGUUUAGUUGUUGGGAUUAUUGAAGAAGAUCGUGAUGUUUACACAAAUAUAUUAGAUCAAUUUCCAUCAGAUUUGAAUGUUGGAGAGUUAAGUGCUUUUAAGUUGUGGACAAUGUUUGGAGAAAGUCUUCAAGAGUUUUUGGCAGAGCAAGAAAAACUUCAAACAUGGACAAAUACAGAAUAUAUGAACUUAUAUUUUAAGGUCAAAACAUUUGGGAAACUUAUAGAGCAUGUUCCAGAGUAUAAGGCUUCACCACCUAUGUAUAUUUAUUGGUUUGAACCGUUUAUUAUGAUGUGGUUAGAUGAGAAUGAUGAUUUGUCUAUGGACUAUUUGUAUAAUGCUGUCGAUAAAGAUAAGAAUGAGGGAUUUGAAAAACAGUCAGAAGAAUUUAGAUUCUCUUUUUCUGUUCCAGAUAUUUUUCUUUCGCUCAUUCAGAGCUUAGAUAUUAUUAAAAAAUUGGAACUACCAUGUUUAGACAUGGAGAAGAGGUUAAUAGAUCGUUUUUCUCAGACUGUUGCUCAAGUAUUGCUUCGUUAUUGUGAGCUUAUAAUUCAAAUUUUUGAAAAAAUAUGUCGCUGUCAUAUAGUGGCAUGUAUUUUGAUGAAUAAUGUGCAACAGCUGCGAGUACAACUUCAAAAAUUGUAUGAAUCUAUUGGACCUGAAAAAAUGAGUGAGAAAACACAAUCAUCUUUUAAAGAGCUUCAGCAAAGUCUUUCUCAAUACCUAGAUGACUUAAGCGUACUUUAUGCUACAAGUGUUUCUGAGAAAAUUCAAGAAUGUUGCAAGUUGUUAAAUGUACAGUUGAUCAAAAUUAAAGGUGUGGGAUCUAACAAUAUGUCAAAUAUGGAAAAACAACUUCUUGAAAAAGAUGCUGAGGAUGUCAUGCACGCUCUUUUUGUUUUUAUGGAAGAAAAUUUUCCUACAUAUGCAAAGUAUUGUGAAAAACCUGUUUUAAAAAGAUUAUUAAAGGAGUUAUGGAAGAUGGUGAUGAACAGCAUAGAGAAAGUUAUCGUGUUACCUCCUCUGCCUAUUGAUGGUGUUCAAGCAGACUCUCACAAUCUUAACCCUCGUCAGUGUAAAAUAUUAGAAAUUGUUUUAGAAAUUGUUCAGAAUUUUUUUCAUGCACGUGGUGACGGUUUGAAAAAAUCAUUCUUAGAAAAAAGUCCUGAUAUCAAAUCACUUCAUUAUGCUUUGUCUCUAUAUUCUCAAACUACAGACUCACUUAUUAAGACGUUUAUUGAAACUCAAGACCAACAAAGUGCUUUUGCUGCAGAAGGGUGUGUUGGUGAGAUUGAUAUUCAAAUUGACUUGUUUACUUAUGCAGCAUCUGGUGAACACAAAGUCACUGUUAAAGUUGUUGAAGCAAAAAAUCUUUUGUGGCAAACAAAAGGUGUGUUUCGACCUUUUAUAGAAGUUAACAUACUUGGCCCUCAUCUGACAGAUAAAACUAAAAGGAAUUCUACAAGGUCAAAGAACAAUAACUGGUCUCCUAAAUUUAACGAGAUAAUGAACUUUCAACUAGGAAACGAAGAUCCACUUUCUUGUUAUGAACUACAAAUUUCUGCAAAAGAUUAUUGUUUUGGGCGUAAAAAUCAUUUGAUUGGAGUAACGGUAUUACCGCUUCGCAAUAUAUGUAACCGUGGUUCGUUUGCUUCGUGGUGUGCAUUGGGCAGAUCACUUUAUAUGAACGAUACAGGAUGGACUAUAUUACGCAUUUUGUCACAAAGGACUAAUGACGAAAUUGCGCGAGAUUUUGUAAUGCUAAAAUUUGACCGCCGCAUAGAUGCGGAAAUGGGUUGAUUUUUCAACUUGUGAGCAUUUAACCGAAUUCUUUACUCUGUUUUUCAUUAAAGAAUGCGUUACAAAUUUAGAAAAAAAAAAUUUUCCUGACUUUACUUCUGUAAAAUAUCUAAUCAUGUAAGCUAAUUGCAUUCAAAUUUAUGUCAUUUAUGCUAAAGUAUUCAAAUAUAUUUUAUUAAAAUAUUAUUUUUAAGAAAUGUUAUUAAUUAAAAAAUCAAUAUAUUUUUAUAAACAUUUUUAUUUUUAGAAGUAAAAUUUUGUAAAUUUCUACUCGACUCUUUCAAUGUAGCAAAAUAUCUUCUUUUUGACAUUUUUUUCAACAAUCAAAAAUUUAUAUAUUAUUUAAAUUAUCAUAAAUAUUCGCUCAAGUCAAUAGUUCCAAACAAUUAAAUUUAAUGAAGUUUUAUUUUAUAAUUUGAAUCUCUGGAUACUAUAUUAUUAAAGUUGAAUAAAGAAAGUCCGGCUUUGGAAACUAUUUGAGUUAAAUGAUGAAAAAUAUGUCCGCGGGGACCAAUAA
Hydra vulgaris (swiftwater hydra) is the source of this 5296-nucleotide messenger RNA. RefSeq names its product protein unc-13 homolog B. NCBI's taxonomy places the organism in Eukaryota, Metazoa, Cnidaria, Hydrozoa, Anthoathecata, Hydridae. Gene Ontology annotation, cellular component: terminal bouton; neuromuscular junction; plasma membrane. The record is from RefSeq and is a predicted model, not a curated record. Gene Ontology annotation, molecular function: syntaxin-1 binding; diacylglycerol binding; calmodulin binding. Gene Ontology annotation, biological process: dense core granule priming; synaptic vesicle maturation; presynaptic dense core vesicle exocytosis.